Messenger RNA from Mercenaria mercenaria, 1349 nucleotides. RefSeq lists its product as uncharacterized. The coding region runs from base 156 to 1349 and encodes 397 amino acids. Lineage: Eukaryota; Metazoa; Mollusca; Bivalvia; Venerida; Veneridae. The record is from RefSeq and is a predicted model, not a curated record. The transcript has 2 exons.
AUCAAAUGGUCGAAUUGUUUUCUAAAGAUUAAAGUUUAAAACUCCACAGUGGCAAAGCUUAAAAAAGAUAACAAAAUAUAGCAAAAUCACAGGAUCUCUAUCUUUAGCAGGCAGGGUAUUUUUUACAUCAUGUGAAACAUAUUGAGUGGUUAAACAUGUAUACAACGGUUCCACGCCCUGAAACUAUAGAUCACAGACCGAAUUCAGGCGAGCCGUUACCCGUUAUCAUUGAUCAUAACAGUGAUGGAAAUACUGCAAGAUGGAAAAAGCGGCAUAGAAAAGAACAACUUCCAUAUGACACAUUAAAGAAACACCGUGAUACAUUACUAGAGGCAGAAUUUAAAUACAAGAAGACGAUUCGAGAGCUUGAAAAAGAACGAGAGGAGCUUGUUAAUACUUACGAAAGGGCUUAUCAAGAAAAUAAGCAAUUGAAAAGCAUUCUUGAACAUGGUCCGGACGCAGCGAAACUAAAGCAGCUGUCGAAAGACAAAAAGGAACAGAAAGGUAUAAUAGAUCAACUACAGGAUGAAAAUAAAGCAUUAGGCGAUAGACUAAAGCAACUAGAGCAGUUAGAGAAAUUAACAAAUCCAGCCAAUGAUCUGUUGGAGAAAAACUGGAAGGAGAGAUUAGAUAAAGUAAGAAAGAUGCGCGAAGAAGAAGAAGCGAUUCCAACGCAAGGUCCAUUUACUGGAGGGAAACUAUUUAAGAAAAAACGUGUAGCGAUAGAUGACACUAGUUUAGAGGAGCUGGAUACGUAUGACUUACAAUUAGAUACAAUUCAGAAAGAGACACAAGUUCUUUUAAACAAAGUGAAACAGCUCAAACGUGAAAAGGAACAAAUCGACUACACAUUGAUGAUGGGUAAAGGAGCUGUCACAAGAAAUGCUGUCGUUGCAAAUGCGAUCAGCGAAAAGUUAAACAGAGACUUGAAUAAAUAUUCAAUACGGUUACAAAGACUGAAAAUUAAACAUAAAGGUGCAAAACGGUAUGUUAGAGAGGUGAGAACCGUAGUCGUUCUUGGAAACAGAGUGAGCAAAGAAGAUUCUCUGCCGCCACUUGAAACAAAAAAUCAGGAGCCAGAACCUACUACGGGAAUCAUAACAUAUAGAGUAAAACCAGGUGUCAAGUCUCCUUCUACAGAGGUAAAGCCGGCAUGGUCCAUUUCCACGAAGACGUCGCAAUCUAAGGACACCAAAGUGCCUGUCCCAGAAGGAAAUAACUGGAUUCCACCAAAGCACUUCGACAAGCCGGGUACAUAUUCUAAACUUCACCGAAAAUCUAUCCAGCCAAUAGAGCAAAUAGAGCAAGAAGUACCAGAAAAUGAUGCGCCACAUGUGCACAACAAAUAG